This is a messenger RNA of Eriocheir sinensis (Chinese mitten crab), 6766 nucleotides long. RefSeq names its product roundabout homolog 2-like. The annotation marks the transcript as partial. The transcript is spliced from 14 exons. NCBI's taxonomy places the organism in Eukaryota, Metazoa, Arthropoda, Malacostraca, Decapoda, Varunidae. Gene Ontology annotation, molecular function: protein binding. The record is from RefSeq and is a predicted model, not a curated record.
UCACUCACCAACUCUUUCUCUCCUCCCCCAGGCGAGGGUCGCGCCCCCAGGAUCACCGAACACCCGAGCAACUGGACUGUCCCGAGAAACGACCCCCUGACCCUCAACUGCGGCGCGGAGGGCAGGCCGGACCCCGUCAUCAAGUGGUUCAAGGACGGGGCGCCGCUCAAGGACUCAUCGCACCGCAUCAUCCUCGGCGACGGCUCCGUGUUCUUCCUCAAGGUGACGCAGAGCAAGCGGGAGAAUGACGCCGGCGUGUAUUGGUGCGUGGCGCAGAACAGGCUCGGAAGUGCUCGCUCGGCUAAUGCCUCCAUCCAGAUCGCCUUUCUUCGUGAGGACUUCCGCGCGUCACCGUCAGGGGCGCGCGUGGUGGCCGGGGAGCGCGCCGUGCUGGAUUGUUCCCCCCCACGCGGCCACCCGGAGCCCCUGGUAUCGUGGACUAAGGACGGUCACCCCCUCACCCUCGACGACAGGGUGUACGUGGAGGAGGGCGGGCGGCUCGUGCUGACGGAGACGCUGCAGACGGACGAGGGCCGCUACGUGUGCUCGGCGUCCAACAUGGUGGGGACAAGGACCUCCCCGCCCGCCAUCCUCGCCGUGCUGGUGCGGCCGUUCUUCGUGCGGCUGCCCAGCGACGUGACGGGUGUAACGGGCGGCGAGGCCAUCCUGCGGUGCCGCGUGGGCGGGUCGCCGCGGGUGCACAUCCUGUGGCGGCGGCACGAUGGCCGCAUGCCCGUGGGCCGCGCGCGCCUGGACCCCGACUCGUCCCUCAAGAUCAAGGACCUCACGGUGCAGGACGCCGGCGUGUACAUCUGCCAGGCUGAGAACUCCGUGGCCACCGUGGUGGCCAACGCCACGCUGACGGUGUACGACCCGCCCCAGCUGGUUUCCGGCCCCGUGGACACCGCCGCCAUCCUCAACACCACCGUGCGGCUGCCCUGCUACGGCCGCGGCACGCCGCCGCCCACGCCCGUCUGGACCCACUCGUCGCUGCCGCAGCAGCCGGUGGGCUCAGGCUGGGUGUCCGAGGACGCCCACGUGGACCGUGACGGGACGCUGGUGCUGACGCCGCAAACGUCGGCGCAGGGCGGCACGUGGACGUGUUCUUUGGUAAGCGAGGCGGGCGUGGCCCACGCCCGCGCUUGGCUCACUCUGGUAGCCGCCCGCCACGCCCCGCCUCCCAUCAUCACCAUCCCGCCCUCCAACCAGACGCUUCCCGCCCGCACGCCCACCGUCCUGCACUGCCGCGCCCAGGGGCCGCCCAAGCCCACGGUGACGUGGUACCGCGGCGCCGCGCCCGUCAGGACCGACGGGGAGAGGGUGACGCUGGACCCGAACGGCGACCUCAACAUUGCAAGCCUCCAUGAGACGGACAGUGGCCGCUACACGUGCUUGGCGCAGUCGUGGGCGGGGUCAUCGCAGAGGUCGGUGUCGCUGCUGGUGGUGGGCGGCGACGACCCUCAGGCGGCGCGCAGCUACAAGGUGACGCCCGCCCUCAGCGCCCUGCCCGCCCAGCCCACCCGCCCGCGCGUCAGUGACCUCACCAACGCCUCCGUCACGCUGGUGUGGGCGCCGCCGAACACUGUGGGCGACGCGCCGCUGCUGGGCUACACGCUGGAGUCCUACACAUCGGAGGGCGAGGCGCGGGCGGGCCAGUGGCGGGUGGUGGCGCGCGGGCUGGUGCGGACGCGUUACACAUCCCCACUGGAGGCCGGCCGUCCGCAGGUGUUCGUGGUACGCGCCGAAAACUCGCUGGGAAAGUCUCCGCCGUCCCCGUGGUCCCAGGUGGUGGUGGUGGGCGUGGGUGGCGCGGGGGAGGGCGUGGCAACCCGGGUGGAGCACACGCCCUCCCUGCUGGGCCGCCGCCUCAACCUGACGGCGCUCAACACCCUCUCGGCGACUACCAUGAAGGUCACGUGGCAGGUAACCGGCGCAGGCACAAGAAUGGAAGGCGUUUACGUUCACAUCCGCCCACGCCGUUCCCUCCACGCCCUUCACCUUGCACCCCACGUCACCUCCUCCCCUCCAACCACCACCCCUUCUUCACCUGCCACCACCUCAACACCCUCCUCCUCCUCGUCUUCCUCCUCGUCCUCCUCCUCCUCCUACACGCCCUGGGAUACCGUGACAGUCAUGAACGCCGGCGCCUCCAGCUACGUUCUGAACGGCCUGACCCCCAACACUGAGUACGAGGUGUUUCUGGUGCCCUUCGUGAGGUCAGAGGAAGGGCUGCCAACAGAACUGAGGGUCAACACGACGCUUCCUGACGCGCCCACCGGCCCGCCCCAGGAGGUCUCCGUUCACCUGCUCAACCUCACCUGUGCUUACGUCACCUGGAGCCCCCCGGAAGCCAGCCAGCAGCACGGCCCCAUCACAGGUUACCAGCUCCUGGCCAUGGUGAACGGCACAACGACAUUCCUCAACACCACCGUCAACGCCUCCACCUUCGCCUACAAGCUGAUGCCGCUCACGCCGGGCCACGUCUACUCCAUCAGCCUCGCCGCGAUGUCCAAGCUGGGCGAAGGGCCGUCCUCGCAGCCUCUCCGCCUGCAGACCGACCCGGCGCUGCUCAACCCGCUGGCCAACCGUCACGCGGGCUCGGAGGGCGUGGUGCGGGAGGCUUGGUUCAUCGUGCUGGUGGGCGGUGCUAUGUUCCUCCUCCUGCUGGUGCUGGUGGUGCUGCUGUACAUACGCCGCGUGCACUACAAGGCCUCCCAGCUGCCCUCCCUCAACGGCUCUGUAACGAAGACUAGCAACUUGGCGAACUUCUACGGCGGCGAGAACCUGUGGCCGGAGUCUGGCUGGAAACCUGGCGACGGGGAGAAGAGCGACAGCAAGCAAGCGAACGGCGGCAGCAGCGACGGUAGCGGGGGAGGCGGCGGCAGCGGGGGCGGCGCCGGCGAUAGCGUGGAGCGGAACAGGGAGCUCCUCGCCUCGCUGGCCCCUGAGUACGCCGAGAUCGACUCCCUAGGAACGUUCACGGCAGGGAAGAAAGGCGAGGUAGAUGUUGCCGCCGAGGCCUAUGCGUCCGCCUCCGUCCUGGCCGCGUGCAACAACCGCAAGAACAAGGUGUGCGAGAAGUUCCUGUCUCUGCCGCAGUGUGUUCCCCUCCUCAAAGGCUCCCACGCAUCGCACCUCCUCCAGCAACAGCAGCAGCAGCAACAGCAACAGCAACAGCAGCAGAAGUCGGACGAAUACAACGCCAAGCUCUCCAAGGAUAUGCUUAACAAUACUGACAACGAAGAGAAGUCGGUGACGGAGUCGAAGCGGCCGUUCUUCAUUGAGACAUCCUCGCCUACGCUGCUGGGAUCGUCGAGCCUGUCCUUCCACAGCGUCGGGGUGCCGCGCCUCGCCUCCACGCCGCGCCACCCCGCCCUCAGCACCACCCUCAGCGGCCACCACCUCUCCCGCCACACCCAGACCAAAGGCGCGGCCUCCCCCUACAGCGUCAACCCCUUCACCUCCCAGCCACACCUGCUGCAUAAGGGGGUGGCCUUGACCCUGCGUGACCUGGUGCCGCCGCCGCCGCCCAACCCGCCACCAGGGACGCACAGACACCGAGAGUUCUCCCGCACCAACACGCUGGAGGAGCUCCCCUACGCCUGCUACUCCUCCACGCGCGUGGCGUCGCCGCGGCCGUCGCGCACCGCCAGCCUGGAGGGCGGCGGCUCGCCAUACGGCGGCUCCACCAACACUUACCAGAGCAUCGACGGCCUCACGGACGCCCUGCACCGCGACGAGGAGACCCACUGCUGCUCCCACUCCUGCGGCCACGGCCAGUGCCACGCUCAUCACGGCCACGGCCACUCCCACGGCCACUCCCACGCCCACAGCCGCUGCGGCACAUGCGGCUCCCGCAACUCGUCGUCCUCGUCAUGCCGGCGGAGCAGCCGCUCCAGCCGCUGUGGCUACGUGCGGGUAGCGCGGGCCUCGGGCGGCUCCCUCUACUCCCUAUCGCGGCCCUGCUGCCACGACGCCGCGCGCAUCUCGCCCUUCGACUCCGCGGCGGCGGUCAUCCCCUCCCAGGCCUACCGCCCGAACUUCUAUGGGUGGGCGUCGCCGCCGGGCUCUCCCGCCCUGGAUGAGGCCCGCGUGGGGCCCCGCCGCCAAGUGUCGCUGGAGAGCGAUGCGCUGCUGAGGGGUGAGCAGACGCAGGUGUACGCCGCCAGCGGCUCCAUCCGCUCGGACGGCGAGUACUGGUGCAGCCGCGACGCCGCCAGCGUGUACGGAGGAUCCACGCGCUCCGCCGGGGGCGAGACCGGCGGCGGGUCGAGAACAGGGCAGCCGGGCACCUCCCCGGACUCCAGCGCCGUCGAGGGAGUGGCCAGCGACGCCGUCUCCUGCGGCUCCUGUGAAGAAACCGACGCGUCUUUCUACGCUGCGGGUGACAAGCAGACGAAGCUAUAAGGCCGGCGCGGCCCAGCCUCCCCGACGGAAGGGCGCCGAGACGCGUUGCGAGUACUGGCCGGCAAGGGACAGGAGUCUCCCCGCCAGGCUGCCCGGCGAGUGACUAUGCAAAGAAAGGACGCAGAGUGAGGCGUGAUGUGUGUGGCCGGUGCAGAGGCUGAUGCGAGGCCGCGCGCCUCGCUUGACGGGUCGGCGGUACGUGCGCGGCUGUGUUGGGGACAAAGUGCUCAGUCGCGUGGCAGCAAGCAACGCAGGACUCUGUGACUGUAUCAUAGCAAGUAAAUGUUUUCUGUGAGUCUUAAUGAUGCUCAAAAAUAGAGGAACUGGAAGGCACUGCGUCGCGUGACGCGGCGGGGCAGCUGCCGCUCAUGUCACGUACACGGACGGGACGUGCGUCUCAUCUUCUUCUUGUGCGAGUUUAGACGUCCAGUGUCGAUUGUGUUUGAUUUACUUCUUGUAUCCAUGGUGGUGGAGGCGGACGGCCCCGCGCACGUGUAUGUGUAUGUAUGUAUGUAUGUACAUAGUGUUGGUGCCGCGCGGCGCGGCGACACCUGGCGGCGGGAUCGUGAUAACUAUGAUUUGAGGGUUAGCACAGGUAUGUAUGUGUGUGUGUGUGUGUGUGUGUGUGUGAGAGAGAGAGAGAGAGAGAGAGAGAGAGAGAGAGAGAGAGAGAGAGAGAGAGAGAGAGAGAGAGAGAGAGAGAGAGAGAGAGAGAGAGAGAGAGAGAGAGAGAGAGUAGCAACAUUUAGUUUCUUUUUCUAAGAGGUACACAAUUUUAGAAGAGUACGUAGAGAGGUUGUACACGAGAGUCAUAAAUUAAACGAUGCACGAGAGGCUGUCGGGUUAAAACAAGACACGGCAGCCAUCCAUAGGUGAUGAUCUCUAGUCACGUGUUAGGGGCGUGAGUCAGGCCGCGUCCCUGACUGAGGCACCCAAAAGGAACGCCAGUGUCGGCCCUUACGGCACGCCCCUCCGGUUGUCUGUGUGGCCGCCAGUAUUAUUUUUAUAUGACUGUGUGUGAACUGUGGACGGGAACUUGUAAAAAAGGACCAGUGGGUAAUGUUGUGUUGCUCCUUAAAUGCUAACAAGACACUUCCCCCGUAAAGAUGUCCCGCUGUAGGAGCCGGAAGGGAACGGAACGAAACCCAGCUGAAGGAUACACAAUAUAUUAAUAAAUGAGUCAGACAGAAGGGAAUGAAACUCAGCUACAGGGUGUUAUAGACAGAAAUUACACGAUAGGUUUAUGAAGGGAAGUCGAGCGCAACGGAACGGACGGAACAUAACGGAACCAAGCUACAGGGUGUCUAAGUAACAAUACACGAUAGCUAAAUGAAUGAGGAACGGAGCGGAACGGAAGAGUGAAGCGGGUAUGAACGUAACCUACAGUGCACAGUAGCUAUAUGAAUGUGAAUAUAACGGAACGGAACAUAACGAAACCUUGCAACGGGGUGACUAUUAAGGAACACUACACACUAACUCUAUGAAUGGGAAACGAAAACGGAGUGGAACGAAUUAUAGUGGAACCUUGCAACGGGGUGACUAUUAAGGAACACUACACACUAACUAUAUGAACGGGAAACGAAACCGGAGUGGAACGGAACAGAGUGGAGCGAAUCAUAGUGGAACCUUGCAACUGGGUGACCUUCUCGGAACACACACACAUACUAUGUCUAGGCGUGUACAUAGCCCGGCCGUGGCAACAAACACAGGGCAACGUCGGUGUUCGUCGGCAGCAAUAAUAAUCUUCCCCGUGGCUCCUCCGUGUCCUGGGUGAGGCGUCUUGAUGGUCCCGCCCUUCCCUUCCCCUUCCCCUUCCCGCGGCAGCGUCAGGCCCUUCCCUCCCUCCCUCCCUCUCUCCUUCCUUGAGUCAUUCUUUCUCUCCCUCCAUCAGCGGUGUUUAAGGUGUCUAAGCCUCACCUUUUUUUUUCUUUACCUGAGAAUUGGCUUCGGUAGUUCUUGUUUGUCUUUGUUUGUAUUUUGUUGUCUUCUUUUUGAUCUUGGUUUUCAUUUUGUCUGCGUUUUUUUUUUUUUUUUCCCGUGUGCUCGUAAGGUGAAAUUCUUAUUGUUGUUGUUGUCUCCCCUGCGGAUAACAGACAGGCACGCAGCAGGUUUUUCUUUUUCUUUAUACUACGUGAGAAUUUUUCAUUUUUUCCUCCCUAACCUUGAUCCGGCCACUUUUAAAUCUACUUUGAACAAUCUGUGAAUUUUUCCAGCUUUUGUCCUCCUCCUUUUUUUUUCCCUUUGGUUCCCAGGAAGUGCUUUUUUUUGUCUUUUGUGGAUUCAUGAUUUCAUACACCUAUUCUGUAAACCAACCUGCGAUUCUACUUUUUUUCACUUUUCUAGUCUAUAUCCUGUUUUU